GAUUGUCGAAGCAUUCGUACAAAAAUUCUCGAGUAAUCACUGGAUUUUUUUUUCACUUUGUCCGGACAAUCGAAUUUUUGAUCGACCUGAAAUGCUGUAACACUUAAAUAUAUCAAAGUCCGAAAUUGUUUACAAUAAGAUGGUUCUAGCGGAGGUAAAACAGGUAUCCGGUGAGCAAAUACGGGAAUUGCGACAACGAUUUGCUGAAAAGUGUGAAAACGAUGGUGUUCCAGUCAAAGGCGGCUUUCAUCCCGCGGAUUUGGCGCGAAUCAACGACAACGACAUCUGGCUCACAAAAUUCCUUCAGGAAAAAGAUUUGAAUGUAAACGAGGCUCUCAAUAUGCUUUGGGAGACCUGCAUUUGGCGCAAAGAGUUUGGAACUAACGACAUCACCGCUGAUAACAUUCGUCAAGAUUACCGCGAUGCCGGCUUGUAUUUCCCUCAUACGAGUCGCGAUGUGGAUGGAAAAGUGCUUUUUAUGUUUCGUUGCAAGCUGUAUCAACGUGGCUCGAAGGAUCUGGAUGAGCUAAAACGGGUUCUCGUAUAUUGGAUUGAGAGAACGAUCCGAGAGCAGAAUGGAGAUCUUAUUACGCCCGUUUUUGAUAUGACAGAUUGUGGACUGUCCAAUAUUGACUUGCCGUAUACGCAGUACAUCAUUAAUGUCUUCAAGAAUUACUACCCGGAACAAAUUAAUUAUAUCAUUAUCUAUGAUAUGGCGUGGAUUUUAAAUGCCACCUUCCAAGUCAUCAAAAAACUCCUUCCUGCCAAAGCUGUCGAACGUCUCAAGUUCCUAAACGCAAAAAAUGUCAAAGAAUUCGUGGAAAAAGACAACGUUCCAGCUUUAUGGAAAGGCACCAACAAAUACGAGUACCACUGGACUCCCGAAAAGCUCCCAACAACGAAUGGAACUGCCGACAUUUCAAGCAACAACAACAAAAAGGUACACUUUGCUCCACAAUCACAUACAAUCGAGGAUAGCUCGCCAUCCGACGUAACAUCACACUCCCUUAAUAGCAGCUCGGCGAUGGAUAAGAGUCAAAAUGUCAAUAAUCAGGAUUCCCACUUGCUCCGUGUGACGCCAAGCGAAGCGAUUAUCUUCAAUAAAGUAGAAAAUGAGCUCUACGGACAAGUGCAACUUACAAAUAUCGACCCGCAUCCCGUUACCUACAAGAUUAAGACCACAGCACCGGAGAAAUUUCGCGUUCGUCCGUCGAGCGGCGUCCUCACCAAAGGCGGCACACAAACAAUUAACGUCUUUUUCAACCAAGGCCACACCUGGAAUCGCGACAAGUUUCUCGUGAUGUGCAUGAGUUUGGGCGCCGACGCGUCUACGGAUCAGCAGCAUGUCGCGGAAUUGUGGAAAAAUACGCCGUCGUCGUCGGCAUCGAUCGAGCAACAUCGUUUGCGAUGCCAGUUGCCGGAUGACACGAAAGAAGGUGUCAAGAGUGGGUCAGUUUUCGAUUCCUUCGAUAGUAGUUCGAAUCGGACACAAACGCAGAUGAAUCACACCUUGACCUGCAUCACGGAGACGUUGCAUCGGUUGGAGGGACAAACACGUUGGACACAAACCAUGCAGUGGGUCAGUUGUUUGCUCUUUAUCGUACUGUCGGUUGCGAUAAUUUACAUCCUGAAGAUUGAGAUUAACAAUAACAGUUACGAGUAUUGCCUGAAGCACUAGAGUUUGGAAGGGAAAAUUGACGAAAUUCCGUAAAUAGGUGGAUUUGGCACUCCUUCUGUCGGUUCAUUGAAUGAGUCGACUUACAAUAAAAACUAGUGACUGAAUUAUGUGAUUCGAAAAAUUGAAUAAAAAAAAUAUAAUUUCUU
This is a messenger RNA of Culicoides brevitarsis, 1824 nucleotides long. RefSeq names its product motile sperm domain-containing protein 2-like. The record is from RefSeq and is a predicted model, not a curated record. The transcript is spliced from 7 exons. The coding region runs from base 140 to 1678 and encodes 512 amino acids. Gene Ontology annotation, cellular component: endoplasmic reticulum-endosome membrane contact site; endomembrane system. NCBI's taxonomy places the organism in Eukaryota, Metazoa, Arthropoda, Insecta, Diptera, Ceratopogonidae.